UUUACUUUCGAACAAAAUGACAAGUAGGAUAAAAUGUUGAAUGAAAAUGGACAUAAUAGCGUAUAAUAUUCAUUCAAUAAAUUCGUUUGUCGUACCUGUAUAAUAAUUAUAUACUAACGUUUUGAAAGGAUAAAUUCAAAUUUCAUUUUUAAUUUAUGCAAACAUUAUAUAGGCAUUUUAAUAGAUACCAAACCAUUUGAAGAAAAACGGGGUAUACAUUAUGUCUGACCAUAAAUCAACGUGUCAAACGUUUAUAUAUUGAUUUUAUAGAUAGACUAAAAUUCAGGAAGUAUUGAAACUUUUAAUAUUUUUAAUCUUUGCAUGAAAAUGAGCGGACUUUAUGAAAAACUAUUAAAUUGUCCAUUCUGUAAAGAGGGAUUUAAAGGUGAUCCUAAGCUGCUGCCGUGUCUGCACAGUGUUUGUGAAAGUCCAUGUCUGAAGAAAAUAUUAGGAUCACAGCCAUCCAGGUGUCCAAGAUGCAGCCAGGAACUUAAACUUUCUUCCGAUACAGAGGACAUUCCAACUGACAUGGUUUUAAAUUCACUUGUAUCACAUUAUUGCGAAUAUAAAACAUUACCCCUAAAUCCGGCAGAAUUCAGUAGCGACGAAUACAUUGAUUUAAAAGAACGAGGUGCAACAAGCGGAAGCCCUACAAAUAAUAAUGUUGUAGAUGUAGAUACUGUUCAAGUACGAAGGUUAAUUGUUGAGUCCAUUUCCCUUAUUCAUGACAGCAUAAAACGACUAGAAGAAAUUCUGAAAAAAACUGACAUGAUUCGUCAAUACAACCAAUCUGUCGCUGAAAACGGAGAUUUAAAAAGACUUUAUCAAACAUUCGAGCAGAAGCAUAUUGAUAUCAAGGAAUAUCUAGAAUCAGUAGCAAACUAUUUGGCAAGCUUCACUGACAAUAAUAUUCAUUUGCGGCAAUGUGAGGAGCAUCUAUCCACUCUUCUAGAAAUUGAAUUCAGUGAACUUAUCUUUGAUGUUAAACGGGAAUUUGAAAAACAUAGUCCAAAAAAGAAACGAUCGCAUGUCAGCUUGCCAUUAGAUUGCAAUACUUUAUCUCCGUCUCAACAACGGGAAGUCACUGGUCGUACAGCGCCUCGCCAAAUGUAUGUAAAUAGACAAGUGUAUGAUGAGAUUAGCAUAGUGCAACCAUCACGGAUCCAAGAUUCCCGCCGCUCUCAGUCAGCUAAUUCUUCCAAUGACCGCAGAGGAUUCUACUCAAAACUAGCUGUAUGCUCCUUUACAAAUGUCAUGGUCUGUCUCCGUUUGGGAAUCGGUAUUUGGAACAUUGCUCAACAUGGAAGUACUCUGGUAAUAAUUGCAGCCAGUUUCUUGAUAUUAAAAGCAAUUUCCGAGACAUGCUGCAUUUAUUGGCUAGUUAUUUAUCGCUCUGAAGGCGACAGAAAUAGUCGGCAAUAUAUUUGUCUGGUAGCAAUGCUUGUCCUGUUUGGAAUCUUUUGUAUAUUAGAUAUUGGAUUAGCGUACAUUACGGGUGAAAACGUGAACCUACCUCUGCGUGUGUUGAGAGUAAUUACCAUAGUAGACAUUGUUUGGAACUUGGUGAUACUACUGACGAUAAAGUUGCUGGCAAAAAGAUGUUUCAGACACUGAAUAGUAUUUGAUUUUGAUUUUAAAAGGAAUUGUUUCACUUCUAACCUCUAGAAGAUUAUCAUUUAAUUAUCGGUGUUGUUUGCAUUCCAAUUAAUUCUGAACACUGAAUAUCAAUUAAUAAAAUUUAUUUCCAAUUUUCCUCUAGACACACAAACACAUUUUCAAAUCAACGCAGAUGGACAGACGUUACAUAAAAAGAAGUUUUGUACUCUUAAUAAUGUUAUAUGAUGUAUAUUCGGACAUUCAUACAAACAAAUGUGUUUUCUUAAUUCAGUUAAGGUAUGACCCACCUAAUGCAAUACCUCCAAUUUGAAGAGUAUUCAAAUAGGCUAGAGCUACUGUCAACUGCAUUGAAACUGAAAGACGCGGGUUCAAACCCCAGAAGAGGCAACUUUUAUUUUCUUUCACUUUUUUCUUUGAACAUUAUUAUUGUGUCAGUCGGAUCAUUCUUGAAAAGUCAAAAGUGUUAUAUGUUCAUUAUAUAAUAAUAAUCGGUAUUUAUUGGUUAAAUUAUGCCAGAUUUAAAAACAAAUAUGGCACUUGAUAUUUUAAAAUCUAUUUGACAAAAUCAACCAAUAUAUUUUAAAGAAAAUUUAAGCUAACUUUAAAAACAGCCUUUCAUUUUGUUAAAUUUUUGGGAAAUUUUAAUAAAGCCCUCUAAGUAGGACAACAAGUAUUUAAAAUAGGUGGGGUAGGGUAACAUUUUUUACAUAUUUCAAACAUAUUGAUUAGAAACAAUAAUUUUGCUUGUGUCAUUUGUUAGCUGAAUACUUUUUUGUUUCUUAGCAAUGUUUAAUAGGAAAACAUUUUUUUCAUAAUGAUGAAGUAAUAGAUCAUUU
This is a messenger RNA of Ruditapes philippinarum (Manila clam), 2453 nucleotides long. Its product is annotated as tripartite motif-containing protein 59-like. Lineage: Eukaryota; Metazoa; Mollusca; Bivalvia; Venerida; Veneridae. The coding region runs from base 322 to 1614 and encodes 430 amino acids. Gene Ontology annotation, molecular function: metal ion binding. The record is from RefSeq and is a predicted model, not a curated record. The transcript has 6 exons.